Messenger RNA from Phaeodactylum tricornutum CCAP 1055/1, 1186 nucleotides. RefSeq lists its product with no specific name. The coding region runs from base 14 to 1186 and encodes 390 amino acids. The record is from RefSeq and is a predicted model, not a curated record. The transcript has a single exon. NCBI's taxonomy places the organism in Eukaryota, Bacillariophyta, Bacillariophyceae, Surirellales, Neidiaceae.
ACGCGUUCACACCAUGAGGACUUCCUUCGGUAUGCAGCUCAGCAUCCUGGUUUUGGUUGUUCACACUGCACUAUCAUUCACACCACAGUCAGCCGAGAAGCCGACGAUGGCAGCGUGGAAGCGUCCAUCGACGGACGAUGUAUCCCACAGCGGAGAUCAAGACCUUACAACAAAAGAUGUUUCCCGCCGUUUUUUUCUGGGGACUGCGGUUUCGACCGGAAUUGUCCUUGCAGGAUCCAAUAUCGCCAAUGCAGUGGAUGAAGAGACUAUACAUGUUCCCGCCAACCUGAUUUCAGCCGGCGCGACCGAAACGGUCGACUGGCAGGGUAUUUUUCAAAAGGCCUCGAAGAAGGCAUUGGGCGGAGGUAAGGCAGGAGCCGCCGCCGCAGUCGUUCAAGUUUGCUCGCUUAUGUGGCUUCGAACGAGUAUGAAUUAUCAGUAUCGGUAUGGGGGCAAUCUACAGUCUUCGCUCAAUACCUUAUGGGCCGAAGGCGGUAUCGGACGACUGUACCAAGGCCUACCGUUUGCAUUAGUGCAGGGCCCGCUGACACGAUUUGGAGAUACGGCUGCCAACGUAGGUAUUCUGGUUCUACUGGAAACGCUUCCCGCUACCCAGGACUUGCCGCUGCCGUUAAAGACGGCAUGCGGUAGUGUUGCGGCUGGUCUGUGGCGAAUUGUUCUCAUGCCGGUGGAUGCGUCCAAAACGGUCAUGCAGGUCGAGGGAAGCGGGGGGCUCAAACGUUUAUGGGACAGCGUUCUCGAAUCGGGGCCCUCACCACUUUAUCGGGGAGCCUUGGCCCAAGCAGCGGCGACAGCGGCUGGUCACUUUCCGUGGUUCCUCACCUACAACUACUUAAACGAUCAGCUUCCAGCGGUAUCGUCGGAGGCCGAUCUACUGUUAUCCCUCGCUCGAUCCGCGUUGCUCGGGCUUUCGGCUUCGUGCGUCUCUGACUGUGUCUCAAACUCAUUGCGGGUUGUCAAAACAACGAAACAAACGGCUCAGGUCGGCGAAGGGAGUGAUUCUAAGAAAGAAAUUACCUAUCCCGAGGUUGUUGCAAUGAUUCUGGAGCAGGAUGGAGUCGUCGGACUGUUUGGACGAGGGUUGCAAACACGGUUACUGACUAAUAUGAUUCAAGGCGCUGUCUUUAGUGUACUGUGGAGGUAUUUUCAGCAGGUAGGGGUAUGA